UCUUAACAUCCGUACCCAAUAAUCCCUAUCCAUUCCCGAAUCCAAACCCAAAUCUUUUCUCCAAACCCUAACCAAAACCCUAAUUUUUUUCCUUCCCUCUCUCCUAAUUUUGUGGAGCUCGAAUCCAUGGCGUCCUGCGGCGGCAGAGGAGGAGGUGGUGGAGGAGCGUGCCAGUCCAACUGCUCAAGAUCAGAGGACGACGAUGCUGCUAACCAAAUUCAAAUCGAAGAAACCCUACCAAAUCUCUCGAUCAACGGCGGCGGCGGCGGCGGUCGGCUCUGCUCGAAGUGCGGAGAGAUGGAGCAGGAUUACAACGGAAUGUGCACUGCUUGUUUUCGAUCGUUUCUCUUCGGAAAGUUCAAGCUUGCUGUUACAACCAACGCCAUGAUCUCGCCGACCGAUAAUGUUCUUGUCGCCUUUUCCGGUGGUCCUGCAUCCAGAGUGGCUUUACAAUUUAUUCAUGAGAUGCAAUGCAAAGCACUAAAGAGCUGGGAUGCUAGUAAAUCCCAGGCUUUACCAGUAUUUGGUGUCGGUGUUGCUUUCAUUGAUGAAAGUGCGGUUUCAUCCAAUCCGUCUCGUGAAGUUGACCAAGCACUUAAAGAAAUCAGAUUGAUUGUAUCAGAUUUAGGUUCUCCUCAUAAAGAACUACAUAUUACUCCUAUUGAAAGCAUUUAUUCUCUGGACUGCAUUGAAGGAAGAAACAGGCUGAAAGAGUUACUACUUACCAUUAGCGAUGUCACUGGUAAAGAAGAUUUUCUGCAGCAUUUACGCAUAUCUUCUUUGCAGAAGAUUGCUUUGGAGAAUAAUUACAACAAACUCGUGCUUGGCUCAUGUACCUCCAGAAUAGCACGCCAUAUACUUUCUUCAACCGUAAAGGGCCAAGGUUAUUCUUUACCGGCUGAUUUACAAUAUGUUGAUUCAAGGUGGGAGGUUCCCAUUGUUCUUCCUCUUCGUGACUGUGUUGCUCAAGAGCUUAGGAUGCUUUGUUUUCUUGAUAGUUUGAAGACACAGCAGUUGCUUGAUAGGCCAAGUUCUGGCAUCAAUGAUUUGGUUUCAUUAUUCGUUGCACGCUUGCAGGAUGAUAAUCCAUCUCGAGAGCGAACCAUAGUAAGAACAGCAGAAAAGUUGAAGCCAUUUUGUUUCAAUAAAUUUGUUGAACAUGGCUAUCACGAUUUCCUGCCAUCUCGAUUGCGGCCCAAGUUUCAAAAUGUCGAAGAUACUGAAUCUAAUCCCUCUGAGCAUCUCUCCAAUAUGGUGAAGAGUGAUCAUAAGAAGUCUCUAUCAAGAACAGAAAUAUUUGUUUCAAGUUGUUGUCAAAGCUGCUGCUUUCAGAUCCUUCCAAAGGAGAGCAACUCCCUUGAGCAUUUCUAUUCGCUUCUGCCUGGAUCUAUGACGAACAGAGUUAAGGAUAGCACACAUGCUGAUAAUAGUUGCUUAAGGGAGCAAAUAAAGGAUUGCUUGCUUUCUGAUGAUGAUGAUGGGAGCUGAACCACCAUUUCCGAUGGAAGCUCUCUUUUUGUCUCAUCGGCAUCUCUCUCGUGUGUUCGUGUUUGUUUGUCUCGUUGAGAUGAUAAUUCCCUCAUCUAUCAGUUGACUGGAUCUAAGAUGGAAUUGUUGAGACACUAAUGAUUAUAGCGAAGCUCCUUUUUUUUUUUUCGUUUGGCAGGAUACAUAACCAGGAAGAAUUAAUUUAACUACUUUUGUCUGCUCCAUUAUAAUUCAAGUUCCUAUGUUACUACUCGCUUCUUGUAAUUUUUUUUUCCUGAUGCAAGGAAAUGUCUAUUUUGUAUAAUGGAUUGCAUCAUCGUUUUCGGAAAUGUUUAUUUUUCAUCUAGCAAAUUAA
Asparagus officinalis (garden asparagus) is the source of this 1843-nucleotide messenger RNA. Its product is annotated as cytoplasmic tRNA 2-thiolation protein 2. Gene Ontology annotation, biological process: tRNA wobble position uridine thiolation. NCBI's taxonomy places the organism in Eukaryota, Viridiplantae, Streptophyta, Magnoliopsida, Asparagales, Asparagaceae. The record is from RefSeq and is a predicted model, not a curated record. Gene Ontology annotation, cellular component: cytosol. Gene Ontology annotation, molecular function: tRNA binding; sulfurtransferase activity.